AUGGCUAUCCGAUUGCCUAGUAUUACGCAUGCUAAGCAGAUCCUCCGACAAGGAAGUCUUUUCGCAAACCGAGCAGCUUCAACAUCUGCUAUAGGUGUUCCAAAAGGCUUCUUAGCAGUGUAUGUUGGAGAGAGUGAAAAGAAGAGAUACAUGGUUCCAAUUUCAUUCUUGAGUCGGCCUUCAUUCCAAGAGUUGCUAAGUAAGGCAGAGGAAGAGUUUGGAUUUGACCAUCCAAUGGGUGGACUCACAAUCCCUUGCAGAGAAGAAAUCUUCAUCAAUCUUACUUCUAGAUUAAAUGACAUGUGA
Prunus armeniaca (apricot) is the source of this 306-nucleotide messenger RNA. The record is from the annotation of a GenBank genome assembly. NCBI's taxonomy places the organism in Eukaryota, Viridiplantae, Streptophyta, Magnoliopsida, Rosales, Rosaceae.